UAUUCUAUUACAACUUUAAGCAAGUCUACAGGGAGUUUGGCCUCAUCACGUAGGACAUCAAUAGCGUAGCUCCUUGGCAGCAAGCCAGUUAGUUUAAAUCAGGGGUCCCUCGGUGGGGGUGGGUGGGUGUUAAACGCGACCGGAAUAUAGGUGAUAAGUCAACUAUAAGUCACUUGCAAGUGGCUAAUACACUGAAUUUUGUUUCUUAAGGGGUUUAUCUAAUGAAUUUAAUGUUAAACACACAGCUCAUAUUUUCCUUGCAUGAAUGUAGUGAUAAGUCAAUUGUAACAGUGGUCCCAGACCUCCGGGCCGCGAAGAAUGCAGCGGUACAGCGGUAGCCAGAACGCAAUCCACAGUCGCCUCUGAUCUGGGCCGACAUUUACGUGCCAGGCGGCACCUAAUUAAUUAGCUUGUUUAUUUCGGCUUUUUACUUAAAGAUAUGCUGGGUGUGUUCUGGCCACCGCUGUAUUCUUCGCGGCCCAGAGGUUGGGGACCACUGAUAAGUCAAUAGCAUCAUAACAUUUUAAGUAACAUUUGGAUAUUAAACACACAGCGCAUAUUUUCCCCGUAUGAACAUAUAAAAUCAUUGCAGCACACCAAUAUCGCUGAAUCAGUGGGAAACCUGAGCUUGUUUCCCUGCAACAACACGGUCCGAUCGAGGGGUGAUGGGAGACAGCGAUACUCGAAGGGGGUUCCUGAUGUCCAGUCUAUUCCGCAAUUUAGUUUUCAUUGCAUUCAUUGCAGAAAACUCCACUUCGCAGCAAUAUGAUGUUGGAAAUAGAAGCAACGUUUUCAGUGCUUUCGUGGCUAUCUCAGGAUAUUUAGCCAUGACUUUGAUCCAGAAUGCCAGCAGAGAUGUUAUGUCAAACAUACGUUUCAGCCCACCGUCAUUUGCAAGCUCGAGGAGUUGAUCUUCUUCCCGCACUGACAUGGAUGAUUCACCAAGGACAUUAACAAUUGGGUCACGGACCCAUUCCUUUGCACACCUUGGGUCACUGAUGACCUCGCAUGCAUUAAAAUUCAACAGUGCAUGACAGGGAAUGAGGAAAGGUGCAGCUAACUCAUAUUGUUUCAUAUCACCAAAUCAUAUUGUUUCCUCGGUGGUUGGGGACCACUCUUAGCAAGAAGAGAGACCAAUCAGGAUACUCGCUCUCCCGCUCCUUCUCCCUCUCAAAAAAAUCUGUUUCUGGGAUAUUGUAUAUAAUUUCCGGGCAUCAGGGAGCGACUAUCCAUGUGUGGAAGACUCCCCGAACUUGCGGGUCUGACUUAAGUUAAAGGCUGAGGAAAGGCAAAGCGAGUUUGAAGAUAGACGAAGGCAGUUUGAGGCUAAGGAAGCAGAAAAACAGAGGGCAGAGGCGGUUUGAGCUGGAAAAGAUAGAGAGAUUGCAGCAAGGAGGUCUAGUGCUAGACCCUGGCGAUGGGUUUAGUGCCAGUCGGGAGGUUAAAUUGGUACCUCCAUUUGACAAAGCAGAAAUUGAUAAAUACUUCUUGCAUUUUGAAAAGGUGGCUCAGUAAAAAUUGGCUGUAAAGAAGUUGGCCUGUUUUGUUACAAAGUGAAUUUAAGGGUAAAGUCCAACAAGCUUAUUCAGCCCUAUCACUUGAAGAUGUAGCUAACUAUGAUAUUGUGAAACAGGCAAUGCUUAAAGUUUAUGAGCAACACACAUCAAAGUUGCUGGUGAACGCAGCAGGCCAAGCAGCAUCUAUAGGAAGAGGCGCAGUCAACGUUUCAGGCCGAGACCCUUCGUCAGGACUAACUUAAAGUUUAUGAGUUGGUUCCAGAAGCUUAUAGACAAAGGCUUAGAAAUUUGAAGAAGUCUAUGAACCAGACUUAUGUGGAAUUUGCUUAUGAAAAGUUUGUGUAUUUUGAUUGCUGGUGCACAUCUAAAAAUGUGAAUGAUGAGUUUAAUAGCUUAAAAGAGUUGGUUUUGAUUGAAGCAUUCAAAAGGUAAAGAUGAGAUAAAGACAUAUUUAUAUGAAAUGGAUGCUGCCACUUUGCAGGAGUCUGCUAGAUUAGCGGAUGAGUAUGCUUUAACCCACAAGGUUAAGUUUACCCUGAAUAAGAGCUCCCAAAAGAGUAGCAGGGAUAACCCACAGGGUGAACCAGAAAUUAAAUUGGGAACUAGUGACAAAAGUAAGUUUUUGAAGGGAGGCAGUCGAAGGAGAAAUAUUCUGGUCUUACUUGUUACUAUUGUAAGAAACUUGGUCAUUUGAUGGCUAAUUGUUCUGUUCUGAAGAAGAAGAAGGAAAAGGAGUCAGUCCCAAAUGCUUGUAUUCAGCAGGAUGAAACACUUAUAAACCCACAGGGUUCUGCACAUUCUGAUGAGGCUUAGUUAAAGACUAAGAGGUCUGACUGAGUUAAGAAAGGAUUCGAUCAUUUUAAGUCAGAUGGGUUUGUAUCAGUAAAGGAAGGGACAACCCCAGUACCAGUGAAAAUUCUUCAAGACACCGGGGCUUCUCAGUCACUUAUAUUAGACAGUGUUCUAAAGUUUAGUGCUGAGACAGGUACUGGCGAGGUAAAUCUUAUUAAAGGCAUUGGGAGUGGCAUGGUUUCUGUGUCGUUACACAAGGUAACUUUAAAGUCAGUGUUGGUUUCGGGACCUAUUAAGAUAGGGCUAUGCUCCCGUUUCCCGAUGGAAGAUGUUACUUUGCUGUUAGGGAAUGACAUUGUAGGUGGGGAUGUUUGUCCAGCCAUGCAGUUGACAAAUAAGCCUGCCACUGAUGACCCGCAGAUGAAUGUUGAUAUUUAUCCUGCCUGCAGAGUAACAUGAAGCAUGACUAAAAAGUCUGCCAACGCAGACGAUUCUGUGCAGCAUAAUUUUCAUGCCCAGCGUAGCCAAAAUUGGGAUUUAGGUGAUGAUGACUUGGCAGGGACUUUUCUGUCUUCAUUGUUUCAAUAGGAUUCAGAGUAAAUUUGAUGAGAAAGGUUUAUCUUUGUCUAGGAGGAGUUUGUCGUAGAACAAAAUCGAGAUCCUGAGAUUGAAGCUUUAAAAGAAAUAGCUCUCUCAGAUGAUGAGAUUAAGAAAGUGCCAGUAGGGUAUUAUAUCAAGGAUGGAAUAUUGAUGAGGAAGUGGAGACCAGCUCAUUCCUCAUUGUACCUGUGAAAGAGGAAUGGGCAAUUGUUCACCAAGUUGUAGUUCCUAAAGUCUUUAGGACUGAAAUUUUAACUUUGGCUCACAGUAUGCCUUUAGGUGGCUAUUUUGGGGUGAAUAAAACUGUAAACAGGAUUAGGAAAGAAUUUUACUGGCCCCAUCUGAGGAAGGAUGUUGUGACCUUUUGCAAACCUGUCACACUUGUCAAGUUGUGGGUAAACCUAAUCAAGCCAUCCCAGUGGCCCCACUUCAGCUGAUACCUUCAUUGAGUGAACCUUUUUCCAAAGUUAUAGUGGAUUGUGUUGGCCCGUUGCCAAAGACAACAGCUGGCCAUCAGUAUAUGUUAACCAUAAUGUGCACUGCAUCCAUAUUCCCCGAGGCGAUCACUCUCAAAAAUAUUAAAGCUAAAAUUGUGGUGAAGGCUCUCACCAAGUUUUUGACUUUGUUUGGUUUGCCUAAAGCAAUUCAAUCUGAUCAAGGCAGUAAUUUUACAUCAGGAUUAUUCCAGCAGGUGUGAACUGGGAGCUAAACAAAUUACAUCAUUUGCGUAUCAUCCAGAAUCACAAGGAGCCUUAGAAAGAUUUCAUUCUACCCUCAAAAUAAUGAUUAAGAUAUGCUGUAUUGAGAAUGGAAAAGAAUGGGAUGAGGGGGAAUAUUUGCUCCUAUUUGCCAUAAGAGAAUUGGUGCAGGAACACUGGGUUUUAGUCCAUUUGAAUUUGUAUUUGGUCACAGAGUGAGGGGACCUUUGACGUUGCUGAGGGAACAGUGGACUGAUGAAAAAGUGCAUGUUAGCUUGUUAAGCUAUGUUUUGGAGUUCAAAAAUAAAUUACACGAAGUCUGUAGACAAAACUUACAGAAUUCUCAAAACACCAUGAAACACUGGUAUGAUAAGCGAGCUCGAGAACGGACGUAUCACGUGGGAGACAAGGUAUUGGUGUUACUUCCAAUGUUGACAAAUCCGCUCCAAGCAAAGUUUAGCGGGCUGUACGAAAUAAUCUCUAAAAUUGAUUCUUUGAUUUUUGUUAUUAAAACACCAGAUCGAAGAAAACCUACACAGGUGUAAAUAUGAUAAAACGUUAUUUUGACCCAGAGACGCCAUCUGUGAGCGUUGUUGGUACAUGUGAAACUAAAGGGCCUGAGAAUGGGAUAACUGACUCGUCUGAGAAUUUUAACAAGCCAAACAUAGUCUCCGUGAGGCUUGUGAACUCAGUUAUUUUGGAAAAUAUUGAUAUCAAAUUGGUCCAUUUGCAGCCACAAACUUCGGUCGCUGUGCAUGACGUUAAGCAGCACCCCUAUCGCAUGAACGUAGAAAAGAGUAAAUUGGCUGAGCAGAAGAUUGUUAAAUUGGAGUCUGAUUUUGCAGGAAUAUGAUAUGGUAAUAAAGCAUAUGAAAGGCGCAGACAAUAUCAUUGCAAAUUGUCUCUCCAGAUGCUAAGCUAAGUUCAAGAAUGAAAAUUAAUUGGUAUUUGUACACACUUCUGCAAUGUGUUACACGAUAAUCACGUGUAGUGUCUUAUAUUCUGUAGUUUGUAGUUAAAAUUUUGCUCAAUGAUCAAAAUUUUCUUUUCUGGGGGGGAAGUGUGAUGAACCCCUAAGUUUCAGUUGCUGUGGACUGUUACUUUAAGAGAGAGAGAGAGAUGGAAGGGCGAAUCAGCCUGCCUUCCAGUGUGUUUACAUAUUUGACUCACAGCUUGUUUUGAUUUAAGCAAGGAGACUCACUCACACACAGUCAGUCGCAGCUGGAGUCGGACAAUGGAAGGAAGCAAGUGACUAAGGGGUCACUGGUUGGAACUUUCGAGUGCCCACAAAGGUGGGUUGAACUUCGACCCAGCACAUCGAUAAGUGGCUCUCAUGUUGUGUGAUUGGGGCAACCUUGUGAAAUCUACCUAUGUGUUAACCCUUGACUGGGUGGUAGUUCCGGUUGAAGACUGUACCACUGUGAUCUGCAGGUGAUGACCAGCCAAAUUCUGCAGAAAUCAAGAAUGAGGCACAAAUCUUAUGUUUACCACAGUUUCAUGAGCUGUUCAACAUGGUGCGGGUCAGACAGAGUCAGUCUACCUCAGCAGGCCAUUCAGCCAGUCUAGUCUAUGCUAGCUCUCUGUCAGUUCACACUUCUCUCAUCUCCCCAUCAACUCCCCACCAUUCUGACAACUGUGACGAGAAUACACAUAGAUUAAGAUGUUAGCUGGCCUGUGCUGGCACCAGUGGGAUCAGCAGUUGGUCUGCCACCUGUCUUCAGGAGAGAGAGAGAGAUAAGGAAAACAAUGGAGCAGCAUUUGGAGAUGUUAAUAAAAGGACGGGAGAGAGAGUAACAGAAGGAGACCUGUCAAGAUCGGCUCCCCCUUUGAACCCUGAACUGUUUGAAGUGAUGGACAGGCGAUACCCCAGCAGGGGGAUAAAAAGGGACAGGUUCGCUAAGGCAAGACACACACGACACCCCGAGGUAAUGAGACCCUGGAAGCGGUACGUCUCCCACAAGCCGGUGGAAAGCUUUUGGACGGCUGGUCGCAGGAUCAAGCCAUAGAUGCACAGGGUGGAAAGGCACGAUCGGUGGGAACCUGGUGUGUGUCCACCCUUGCCUGGGUGCCAGGUUCACUGCAGAGAAACGAUCGUAUCUGGAAACGGAGGGGUCACAGUCGGUGACCUCAGAUGACAUCACAAAGGGCUCGCACGAAAGCUGACUGCGAAGGUCUGUGUGGAAGCCGUUUGAAUAUUCAUUCGUUUUGCUUUCUCUCUCCUUCCCCCCACUGUCCAUCUCCCACGGCAGCAAUUACUGCGAACUGAACUGAACUAAAUUGAACUGAACUUUGCGUCACUUUGAAACUGGUCAUUUACCCCUAGACAACGAUAGAGCUUGAUUGAUACUGUUAUCUUAAUUCUGUGCACAUGUGUGUUUAUCAAUGCUGAACUGUUGCAUUUAUUAUCCUUUUGAUUAGAGUACUGUGUUGCUUGUUUCUUUAAUAAAACUUUCUUAGUUCUAGUAAUCCAGACUCCGAUUGAGUGAUCCAUUUCUGCUGGUUUGGCAACCCAGUUACGGGGUACGUAACACAACCCACUGGAAAUGACAGCAGCAGACUGACCCAAUGACCUGCACGUCAUUGGGAUGUGGGAGCCGGAAACCAGGAUCAGCGGGGGGAAACCUACAUCAUCACAGGAAGAAUGUGCAAACACCACACAGACAGCUCCAGAGGCUGGGAUGGAAUUGGAAUCACUGGAUCUGUGAGGCAGCACUACUAACUACUCCAUCACUGUGUCACACAGUAGUACAGACGACUCGCUCCAAUUCUAUCGGGACCUGGUGAGGCUUGUGCACAGUUCAGGAUUCCUUACCCAAGGAAGAAUUGCAGCAAUGGCUGACCAGACUGAUCCGGGGAUGGUGGCUUUGACGAAUGAAGAGAGAUAAGAACAGGAACAGGAACAGAGUGUAGGGGAAUGUAAUGGGUGACAGAUAGCACAUAUUGUUCAUCAUAGAAACUGUUCUACAUGAAUUGUUAUGUUCAAUUUCAGAGACGCUGUCUGACGUAAUGAUAUCAGUUUAAGGUGACUGCUUCUGGUUUUUCGGUAAUGGAAAUAAAGGUCAGCAGAUUUUGUUAAGCACGUAAAAUGACUCUUGAAUAUUUUACUCACAAAAUCCUUCGAGGCAAACACACCCCACCCCAUCCAUUCAACCACGAACCCCAGCCUUCUCCUCCAAUUCAGUAAGCAGAACUGAUCUAGUCUGGACCUCAACACCCUUCUUCUGUUGGCCCUUGGCCAUUGACUCCUGAGUGUCUGUUCUCACAUCAGUUUGGAAGUAAGACAUGAUCUCAUGGACACACACAGAAUCCCAGCAUCAAACCCCACGCGGUGGAGAGGUUGGACCAUAAUGGACGCCAGCAGAAGGCAACAUGGGAGACAAGGAGGAGCUGCUCCAGGUGAGUUGGAGCAGGGGUCGGACCAUCAUCGGGGCAGGUGACCCUGUGACCUUCACGAGCAGUGGAGCGGAUGCUGGGGUCAUGUGUUGCUGGGAUUGAUCCAUUUCCCCAUCACUGCUCCGUCUCCUGACCUGUACCAUGUGGAGGAUGUCAGGACAACACUCAGUCCUCCAUCACGUGGACAAGAGCUCAACGUGUCCCAACAUUGUGCAGAGGGCAGGUGAGGUGGGGACAGCUGACAGUGAGACACCAGGGAGAGUGGUCCAGAACUCCCUGACCAAUAUCUGUCACUCUGUCCCUGUGUGUUACUCCGGGACUAAUCUCUGUCACGGUGCCUCUGUUUGUUACUCCAGGAUUAAUCACUAUCACCGUGUCCCAGUGAGUUACUCCAGGAUUAAUCACUAUCACCGUGUCCCAGUGAGUUACUCCAGGACUAAUCACUAUCACCAUGUCCCCGUGUGUUUCUGCAGGACUAAUCUCUGUCAGUGUGUCCCCGUGUGUUAUUCCCAGACUAAUCUCUGUCACUGUGUCCCUGUGAGUUACUACAGGACUAAUCUCUGUCACUGUGUCCCCGUGUGUUACUCCAGGACUAAUCUCUGUCACUGUGUCCCUGUGAGUUACUACAGGACUAAUCUCUGUCACUGUGUCCCCGUGUGUUACUCCAGGACUAAUCUCUGUCACUGUGUCCCUGUGAGUUACUACAGGACUAAUCUCUGUCACGGUGUCCCGGUGUGUUACUCCAGGACUAAUCUCUGUCACUGUGUCCCUGUGUGUUACUCCAGGACUAAUCUCUGUCAGUGUGUCCCCGUGUGUUAUUCCCAGACUAAUCUCUGUCACCGUGUCCCUGUGUGUUACUCCAGGACUAAUCUCUGUCACUGUGUCCCUGUGUGUUACUCCAGGACUAAUCUCUAUCAGUGUGACCCCGUGUGUUACUCCUGGACUAAUCUCUGUCACCGUGUCCCUGUGUGUUACUCCAGGACUAAUCUCUGUCACCGUGUCCCUGUGUGUUACUCCUGGACUAAUCUCUGUCACCAUGUCCCUGUGUGUUACUGCAGGACUAAUCUCUGUCAAUGUGUCCUAGUGUGUUACUCCAGGACUAAUCUCUGUCACUGUGUCCCAGUGUGUUACUCCAGGACUAAUCUCUGUCACUGCGUUCCUGUGUGUUACUCCAGGACUAAUCUCUGUCAAUUUGUCCCGUGUGUUACUCCAGGACUAAUCUCUGUCACCGUGUCCCCGUGUGUUACUGCAGGACUAAUCUCUGUCACUUUGUUCUCGAGUGUUACUGCAGGACUAAUCUCUGUCAAUUUGUCCUGUGUGUUACUCCUGGACUAAUCUCUGUCACUUUGUUCUCGAGUGUUACUCUUUCUUUGGUAUUUCUGAGUAACUUCUUUUACAAAGUGCCUCCCUCAGCCUAGGUUAUAGCUUCAUUCCGAUCGGAUUGUGGACCCAGUCUUCGGAACCCUGGCUCUUUUGUCGGAAACUUUUCCUGGGGCCAUUUCUCCCUUCUCUCUCUGAGGCUGUUCUGUGUUUAACAGGAGGUGGAAAUCAGACGUGUGAAGUAACUGAGAAAAGUUAGCUUUGUUCCUUUGGGAAUUCUCCCUUCCAGGAUCAUUUGUAACACUCUUUGUUUGAUCAGGUUCUCCAGAGCAUUCCAUCCAAUUGAAUCCCAAAACUUUAAACUCCCUGCUCUGUAGGACCUGAGCGCUAAAUUUUCAAAAAAGAUAUACAUUUGUAAUGGCAUCUUUCAUGGAGAGUGAAGUUCUGUGUAAUGUAGAACACAGGGCAGACAAAGCAAGAUCUCAUGAGCAGUAGAAUGGUGAUCAAC
Molecule: messenger RNA, 8828 nt
Organism: Mobula hypostoma (lesser devil ray)
Lineage: Eukaryota; Metazoa; Chordata; Chondrichthyes; Myliobatiformes; Myliobatidae
Product: keratin-associated protein 9-1-like
Exons: 3
Coding region: 7142-8335 (397 amino acids)
Source: RefSeq, a predicted model, not a curated record